Eublepharis macularius is the source of this 1701-nucleotide messenger RNA. RefSeq names its product N-lysine methyltransferase KMT5A-like. The coding region runs from base 286 to 1581 and encodes 431 amino acids. The transcript has 3 exons. Gene Ontology annotation, molecular function: protein binding. The record is from RefSeq and is a predicted model, not a curated record. Lineage: Eukaryota; Metazoa; Chordata; Lepidosauria; Squamata; Eublepharidae.
CCUCCGGUUUCGUUUCCUAGCAGGGGGGGCGGGGGGAGCCUGGAGGAGCUUCGUGUGGAAGAUCGUAGCCCAGGAGAUCAAUCCGCGGGCACGUGGCUGCCCCCGGCCACCCCCUGCUUGCUGGCUGCGAAGCCUGGCCGGCGAGGAGCCCCCGGCCGGCCGCCCUCUUCCCUAGCCGGAGGCACGUUUCCUGGGAGAGCGAGGGAAAGCCCCGGAGUCGGGAUCCCGGCGGCCGCAGAGACCAGAGAGCCGUUCCUUCUGGCCCACCGUGUGGCUGACGAGGGGAUGGAGACCUCCGAGGAAGAGAGAUUGGACGAGAUGUUAGCUGCGUGCUCCCAGUUUGAGCAGUUUCUGUUUUUCACACUGCAGCGAAUGUUGCAUGAAGCAAAAGAAAAGGAAGAAAAGCUUUUGAGGCACGAAGAAUCUCUGAGAAAUUAUGAAAAGGAAGCUGAGGAGAGGAGGAGUGAAAUAAAAGUAUUCAAAGAGCAGGCCCAUGAUGUAAAAUCUAGGAUAGAUGAAAUUCAGAGAAGGAUAAAGGACGAACUACAGAAUGAACAGCAAGCUGUCAAGGAGGCUAAUGAAACAAUUGAGCGCCUGCGAAAAACAACUAAGGAGCUUCAACGAGAGGUCAAAGAGGCAAAAGAAUAUGCAGAAUUUUGGGAAAGGAAAUGUUCUGAACAGCGACCAUCUAUCAUUUCAGAAAAAGGCCACCCAAAAGAAGGCGAAGGUGAGGGAGAGGCAAUGCCAUCAGCAACUGAGGCUGCAGAUCUCCAAGAAGACCUACUUAAGAUACAUCAUGAAAAAGCACUCCUAUGGAAAGAAAGCAGGCCAAGCUGGAUAUGCCCUUCCUCAGAAAUGGCUACACCUGGAGCACCACCAGUCAAAAAGCCUUUUCUGGAGGAGAGCGUGUUUGUGCAAGCUUCCGCCGCUGAAGGGGAGCUCUUCUCAGAAGCGUUCAGGGAACAGUUGACAUCCACCCUGCUCAGGACAACGGAGGAGCCCAGUUCCAAAUCUGAGCCAAGCACCAGCAGGGAAGGUGCUGAACCAUCUCACAUCAAACUCUCCGAGCGGAAAAUGAAGGCAAUCCCACCCCCAGAGUCUUCUCAAUGGGCUGACUGUCAAAAAUGGAAACAGAACGUGGCUGUCGCAAUGUGCAAUGCUGAAGAACAGGAGCUUUUUGAAGUCUGUUCUUCUGAAGAGAACAGCCGAGGAGUGGUAGCCAAGAAACCUUUUCAGAAGGGGGAUUUUUUACUGGAGUAUUGUGGGGAGGUGAUAGACCUCAGGGAAGCAAAGCUGCGAGAACAAGUGUACAGUUGCAGUGAAAGGAAGCACUGCUACAUGUAUUAUUUUAAAUUUAAUGAUAAAACACACUGUAUUGAUGCCAUGAAGGAAGAUGCCAAACUUGGAAGGUUAGUCAACCACAGCAAAACACAGGUAAAUGCUGUAACUACAUUAGUUGUGUUAGAUGGGAAACCACAUCUCAUUCUCACUGCCAAAAGAGACAUACAGCCAGGGGAAGAAAUAUUGUUUGAUUAUGAGGAAAGGGCAAGAAGCGCCAUAGAAGCAAAAACCCCUGACUGAAAAAAUAAAAAGGCUCUAAAAACAUAGUAGCUAUUUAUGGGAGAUGUUUCUUUUGUUUUAUUUAAAGCUCUGUUUAGUUCUGUUUUCAUGCUGGAAUUCAAUAAAGGCAUUGCCCAACAA